GAGAUCAACCGACAUGUCGAGUAGAAUUAUAUGGACCAGGCGCGGCGGUCGUGGUCUCGUACAUUAGAGUUCAGAAGACGACAUGUCGACAAAAAGGCAGAUUCGGUGACCUCGUAUGGAUUUUGAGUUGGUGCGGAAGGAGGAGCCCUAAUUGCAGAGAUUCGCCAGCUUCCGAGUUAGAAGCUCAAAGGGCCAAAGGAAGAUGGGGAAGAAACAGCACAGUAAAGACCGACUUUUUAUUACGAAAACUGAAUGGGCCACCGAAUGGGGUGGCGCCAAAUCCAAGGGCUCUCAAACCCCUUUCAAACGGCUUCCUUUCUAUUGCUGCGCGCUUACAUUUACACCCUUUGAGGAUCCUGUAUGUACUGCCGAUGGCAGCGUGUUCGAGAUUAUGAAUAUCAUCCCUUAUAUACGGAAGUAUGGGAAAAAUCCUGUUACUGGAGCUGCCCUGAAGCAGGAGGAACUAAUUCCGCUGACUUUCCAUAAGAAUUCUGAAGGCGAGUUUCAAUGUCCUGUACUAAACAAAGUUUUUACGGAGUUCACUCACAUAGUUGCUAUAAAGACCACUGGAAAUGUCUUCUGCUAUGAGGCAGUUAAAGAAUUAAAUAUCAAAACGAAAAACUGGAAGGAACUUCUCACCGAUGAACCAUUUUGUAGGGAAGAUAUUAUAACCAUUCAGAACCCUACUGCGCUUGAUAGUAAGGUUCUCCUGGAUUUUGAUCACGUGAAAAAUAGCCUGAAAGUUGAUGAUGAAGAACUUCAGAAAAUGAAAUCAGAUCCAACAUAUAACAUAAAUGUGUCGGGGGACAUCAAGCAGAUGCUUCAGGAACUUGGAACCGAAAAAGGAAGGCAAACUGCACUUCAUGGGGGAGGUGGUGGCAAAGCACAAAAAGAAAGGGCGGCUGCACUUGCUGCAAUUUUAGCAGCUAGGUCGCGCAUUAAAGAGGAUUCCAAAGAGAAUGGAAAAGGAGAGGAUAAACCUAAGCAGGGAUUUAGUAUUGUGGAUGCUGCAUCUGCCUCAGUGCAUGGAAGAAGUGCAGCUGCUGCAAAAGCUGCACCAAGUGAAAAAACUGCUGCUCGAAUUGCGAUGCACAUGGCGGGUGAGAGGGCACCAGUAAAUGCUAAGAUGGUAAAGAGUCGUUACACUACUGGUGCUGCAUCCCGGUCCUUCACAUCUACAUCUUAUGAUCCUGUUACAAAGAAUGAACAUGAAUAUAUCAAGGUCGAGAAAAAUCCAAAGAAGAAAGGAUAUGUACAGUUGCAUACAACACAUGGAGAUUUGAAUAUUGAACUACAUUGUGAUAUUGCACCAAGGGCAUGUGAGAAUUUCAUUACACUUUGUGAAAAUGGUUACUACAAUGGAGUUGCUUUCCAUAGAAAUAUUAGGAAUUUUAUGAUUCAAGGUGGUGAUCCAACUGGUACUGGGAGAGGCGGUGAAUCUAUAUGGGGAAAGCCCUUCAAAGAUGAGCUUAACUCCAAGCUGGUUCAUUCUGGACGGGGCGUUGUCAGUAUGGCAAAUAGUGGUCCCCACACUAAUGGUUCCCAGUUUUUUAUUCUUUACAAAUCUGCCAAUCACUUAAACUUCAAGCAUACUGUAUUUGGCAGUGUUGUUGGUGGGUUGACUGCUUUGGCAGCAAUGGAAAAGGUUCCCGUUGAUGACAACGAUCGGCCCCUGGAAGAGAUCAAGAUAACAAACGUCACAGUUUUUGUGAAUCCAUAUUCAGAACCUGAUGAAGAGGAAGAAAAGCAGAAAGACGAAAAGAAUGUGGAUGAUGAAGAAAACGAUAAGGUUGGGUCAUGGUAUAGUAACCCUGGCACCGGUGUAGCUGAAGACGGAGCUGCUGGUGGCGGUGUAGGGAAAUAUUUGAAAGCAAGGAAUGCCCAAUCCAAGCCCCCUGCUGUUGAUGCUACUCUAAAACAAAAUACCUCAACCAAGAAAGCUACUCUAAAACAAAAUACCUCAACCAAGAAAAGGACAGCUGCAGGAGAAUUCAAAGACUUCUCUUCGUGGUAAGAGUCCCAUGAUUGCCAAUUUAGAAAAGGGCGUAUAUUUUUCAUCUAGGCCUUGAGUCACUGUUCUCUUUGGUGUUAAAAUCAUACAAGUUAUUGAAAAGGGGAGUGUAAAAAAGGGUCCUUUUGACCUUUUGAGUAGAGGAAUCCAUACAUUACCGACCACAAAAGUUCAUUUCACAAACUCUUCAGUUGUAGAUUAUGCCCCCUACCCCCGGACUCCUCCAAAACCCAAAGAGAAAGGAGAGAGAAAAAGGGAUUUAAAGCAGAAUUCAGAUAUGAGUCCUCUUUAUCCGACAGUGCUGUAAAAAUCAACUGCCAGAUGCAAGAAAUGCUCCUCGUCUUCCAAAAUUAUUUGUUUUCCAAAGCUGUUUUCUCCUGUUCAACGUAUGGGUCUGGAAGUAAAGAGAGAACUGUCAAAAAAUAGUCUGCCUGUUGUGAGUUAGUGAAGGAGGAGCACUUAAAACUUCUCCAAUUAGUCAUGUUUGGAUGAAUGAAUACUUUUCUAGAGAGAUCUAUAUUUCCACCGUACCCAACACUGCUAAAUUAUUUUGUUCACAACUUUGCUGUUGAUUCCGUGGAAUCUUACUUUGGUCA
Cucumis melo (muskmelon) is the source of this 2607-nucleotide messenger RNA. Its product is annotated as peptidyl-prolyl cis-trans isomerase CYP65. Gene Ontology annotation, molecular function: ubiquitin-ubiquitin ligase activity; peptidyl-prolyl cis-trans isomerase activity. Lineage: Eukaryota; Viridiplantae; Streptophyta; Magnoliopsida; Cucurbitales; Cucurbitaceae. The transcript is spliced from 11 exons. Gene Ontology annotation, cellular component: catalytic step 2 spliceosome. Bases 203 to 2014 code for a protein of 603 amino acids. Gene Ontology annotation, biological process: protein peptidyl-prolyl isomerization; protein polyubiquitination; protein folding. The record is from RefSeq and is a predicted model, not a curated record.